Molecule: messenger RNA, 615 nt
Organism: Oikopleura dioica
Lineage: Eukaryota; Metazoa; Chordata; Appendicularia; Copelata; Oikopleuridae
Source: the annotation of a GenBank genome assembly
AUGGACGAGUCGGUGAAGUCCGUUUCAACCGUUCUUUGCAAUCAUUCCUUCCACUCUCAAUGUUUGAAAAUAGGAAGACUCCACUUGCCCAGUUUGUCGAUAUACGCAAACUCCGUCGAGUCAGGAAAGCUAAGGGCCUCGUUUGCGGAAACAUUAGCUGCGGGAGAUGCACACAAGAGCACGCUCAGGAGCAUUUCUAGGACACAUCUUCGACAAUCGAGUUUGGGACUACGCUCGAGAUUAUUUCGUCCAUCGACUGGUUACGAACGAAAGCUCCGAGAAAAUCGUAGGGACGAAGGACAAUUCGAAAGAUUUGGAAGCAAAGAUUCAAACCGAGUGAUUGAAACUCUACACUGUAGAGUCUACAGCGUUCAGUUAGAGGAGCAGCGAAAAUACUGGGAAGAAAAGUUGGAAGUAAAUGGCCUUUGCGAACGAAGCUGCCCGCCACCCCGAAAACGACUUCGAUCGGUGACGGAAAAAGCAGUCAAGGCGUUCACGGAGUUGCAGAAUGAGCGCUCGAUGACUCGUAGCAUGGUCGAGACGAGAACCGCGCAAGCGCACGUUUUCACCAGCUUCCUUGCGGCUCGGCUUCGGAUGAGCUCGAAUUCAAUAUGA